GGGGGGGCGGGGCCUGCGGCUGGGCGGCCGUUGAACGGCCCUUCUCCCUCACGGAGCCACGGGCGGUGUCUGCAGCCUCCGGGAGGACGAGGAACUAGUCUAAAUGCAGUAAACUGGAAGAAAUGGAAGAAAGAAAAAUCAAGAGGAGGAGCCCCAAAUCAUCUACCAGCCACCCCGCUCAGGUUGCGAAUUCCAAGAAAAGCUCGGUGCCAGUCAGUAAAAGCACAGCCUUUUCAAAUCCCGCUGCACCACAGCCUGCGGUACAAAAACCAAAGCUAAAACGUGUAAUAAAAGAGAAAGCCAAACCUCCAGGAGGGGAAGCGAAGGGGGCACAGGCAGCACCCAUCCAACAUUCUUUUCUCACCGAUGUCUCAGAUGUCCAGGAAAUGGAGAGGGGACUUCUGAGUCUCCUGAACGACUUCCACUCCGGCAAACUUCAAGCAUUUGGAAACGAAUGUUCCAUAGAGCAGAUGGAGCACGUGCGGAGUAUGCAGGAGAAACUUGCUCGCCUCAACCUGGAGCUCUACGGGGAGCUGGAAGAACUUCCUGAAGAUAAAAGGAAACUGGCCAGUGACUCCAACCUGGACAGACUUCUGUCAGAUCUAGAAGAACUGAAUUCAUCUAUCCAAAAACUGCAUUUAGCAGAUGCUCAAGAUAUUCCAAAUAGUGCCACGGGCUGAAAGAACAGCUCUGUCAGUAACUUCUCCCCAUCAGCUCUAUGGCCUUGUUUCCCUGCAGAGUUCUGACCAUCAAGCAAAAAAGCAGCAGUUUUAGCCUCACGUCUCAAGGUGUGUCGAGGUGUGACAGUGGCUGAAGCACAAGUAAAUAACACAUUGGUGUAAUUCAAGAUAUGGACAUAAACACCUUUCUCCAGCAGCUGUUCAGAAUUAUAUAGAAUUAGCACCUUUUUCUUCAACUAUCUAAAGCCCACAGGCAAUUGCAAGUCACCAAGAAUGCAGUAAUUGCAAGUAAUUAAAUUAAGACUCUCUUAUCUCCUCCUGCAUACACAUUUGCAUCUUUUAAACAAUCCAUUAAUAGCACACGCCCAUUAUCUUUUGGAUUCAUACAAGAAAAUUUUGUAGCAAGAUCUUAAAGACUAAUAAAUAAAACACCAGUCACAAUUCUAGGCUCUUGCAGGAAAAGAAGAAAAUCUACCGUGACACAUUUGUGGAGAGCCUUUUGUAAUUAUAAAAGUACUAAGUGGCUGCAUAAAAUGAGUUCCUUUCCCGUUACCUUGUUUCCUGAAGGGUUGUUUAUGGAGCUAAAAGUGUAUUAAUUGUGAAUGUUUCCUGGCCUGAACUCACACUGAUACAUGGAUCUGGUGUUUGAAGGACGAUGCGCUUUCCUGCCUCACUGCUCUGGAUCACCCCACGCCGAGAGACAUCUGUGGAACCUCAAUGAACCACAAAAAAGAAAAUAAAAAGUCAGGAUGAAAAGCUAAAGGAAAAAAAAGUGUCUCAGGAGGAUUUGGGAGAAAGGCGGCCAGUGGGGCGAGGGAGGUGACUCUGUCCCUCUGUUCCACUCUAGUGAGGCCCCACCUGGAGCACUGUGUCCAGCUCUGGAGUCCUCAGCACAGGAAGGACAUGGACAUGUUGGACAGGGCCCAGUGAAGGGCCAUGAAGAUGCUCAGAG
Calidris pugnax (ruff) is the source of this 1632-nucleotide messenger RNA. RefSeq names its product coiled-coil domain containing 28A (gene CCDC28A). NCBI's taxonomy places the organism in Eukaryota, Metazoa, Chordata, Aves, Charadriiformes, Scolopacidae. The record is from RefSeq and is a predicted model, not a curated record. The transcript is spliced from 7 exons. Bases 123 to 680 code for a protein of 185 amino acids.